GUUUACGCAGACAGUGAGUUUGCGCCGGAAGCGGUGAACUACAAAAGUGCUCAAGAGACAGCUGGCAAGAUCGAAGAGCAGCUCAGAGCCGAGGAGGAGGAUGAUGAGCAGGUGCUGGUGACAGUUGCUGCUGAUGUGGCUAAAGCGCAUCGCUGGCUGGGGCCAUCGGCAGAUUUGCAGGCCGGGCGAUGUUGCAGGAACAUGCUUACCAGCUUCUGUUUGCAGAUGACCUCAAGUGGACUGCUGGGGGUUCAUGCAGGUAUCUCACCAUUCCUGUGGCUGGCUGUGGGCACGCCGUUUUCUUGGCACAAGUUCAGGGGCGGCAUUUCAUUGGACUAUGUGGGGUUCUACUGCGACUACGCUCGGUUUGCAGUGGGGGUCUCUGAGCGGCGGUCGGCGUGGUUUGUGGAAUGGGUUGAUGCUGCAAGGAGAGAUCAAUGGAUAGUCGCCCAGAGGGGGUUUGUGGAAUUUCUUGGGCGGCUGUCGGUUGCCGCGCAGGCGUUGGGCUGGCUUCGACCUUUCUUGGCGCCGCUCUUUGCCUGGUCUGCUGUGCUGUCAGUAGGGAUGACAGCUGCUCUGCCUACACAGGUGAGGCUCACCCUGGUGUUUAUUCAGAGGAUGCUGGUGAGGGGGAACUAUACUGUGUCGUGCUCCUCUCCUGCACGACCUACCGCUCAGGCAGCCAAAUGUGCAACAGGCUCUGUUGUGCUGGGAGGCUGGUCAUUGGGCGAUGGGGCAGAUCCUGGCGCUGCCAAAUGGUUCACCAUGGCGCCUUGGCUUUUCGGGAAGGACAACGAGUCGAAGAUGAACUCUACGGUGGCUGAGCUUCUGGCAGUCUAUGUGGCUUUGCACUGCUUUGGGUUUUUGGACUCUGAAGGAUCGGCGCCACGCGUUUUGUCGGUGUGUGGGGGCACUGACAAUUUGGCCAUCGACUACCUCAGUCGCAGCCGAUCAACGACACGUUUUCCUUUGGCACUGGUGAACAUGCAGCUGUGGUACAGGCUCGGGGACUUUGGCUCCUUCUCCAUCAAACGUCGAGUUCCAGUGACUUGGCAAGACAUUGAUGUGGGACUGCUGGAAGAGAUGCUUGAAGCUCAAAGGGAGCUGGAAGAAGCGCUGGUAGAGGCGAGACAAGCUGGCGCUGGACCGAAACAAAAGAUGUCAAAAAGGGCGAAGCUGGAGUCAAAGACCAAAUGGGAAGGAGGCUCUGCUGCUCGUCCCUGA
Effrenium voratum is the source of this 1224-nucleotide messenger RNA. The record is from the annotation of a GenBank genome assembly. NCBI's taxonomy places the organism in Eukaryota, Dinophyceae, Suessiales, Symbiodiniaceae.